Molecule: messenger RNA, 873 nt
Organism: Motacilla alba alba
Lineage: Eukaryota; Metazoa; Chordata; Aves; Passeriformes; Motacillidae
Gene: FOXO3B
Product: forkhead box O3B
Exons: 1
Coding region: 28-708 (226 amino acids)
Biological process (GO): regulation of transcription by RNA polymerase II
Cellular component (GO): nucleus
Molecular function (GO): RNA polymerase II cis-regulatory region sequence-specific DNA binding; DNA-binding transcription factor activity, RNA polymerase II-specific
Source: RefSeq, a predicted model, not a curated record
CUGUGGGGUGGCAGCGGGGAGGCGACCAUGGAAGAAAAGCUCCAGGCGCAUCAGGUGGAGAUCGACCCGGAUUUCGAGCCGCAGAGCCGUCCCCGCUCUUGCACUUGGCCUCUCCCCCACCCCGACUUGGCGGCGGAGGAGGAAGAUGGGGGCGCGGGGGGAACCCCGGCGCUGGCGGCCGGCGGCGACGGAGCCGAGAACGCGGCGGCCCCGGUGGAGCGCAGAGUCGCCGCCGCUCCCCCGCCGCCCCCCGGCGCGGAUGUGGGGCAGCUCCGCAAGGCCAAGACCUCCCGGCGCAACGCCUGGGGCAACCUCUCCUACGCAGACCUCAUCACCAAAGCCAUCGAGAGCUCGCCGGAGAAGCGCCUCACCCUCUCGCAGAUCUACGACUGGAUGGUGCGAUACGUCCCCUACUUUAAGGAUAAAGGAGACAGCAACAGCUCCGCCGGCUGGAAGGUACCUGACCCCCUGACCCCAACCCCAGCGCAACUUUGCCCUCUCUCCCCAAGGUGUGCCGGAGCUUGGAGGUUUCUCCCGGGGCAGCCGGAGCUCGGUCCUGGCAGGGAGGUUGGGGGGAUCCCCGCCGUCCUCACAGCCGGGGAGAUAAGGGCUCGGUCAAGUUUUGGGGAGAGCUGGCGCUUCGUGGUGUUGCGUUUUGGAGCCGGGGUGAGCUUGUCCCUGUGUCACCCGCCGGCCUCACCGGGCUGAGGCUCGGAGCGGUGCCGCCGUCCCCCCGGCAGCUCAGGGCGAGGGACGGUGACAGGCAGCGGGGUCGCGGGCGGCUCUCCCCGCUGAGCCAGCCCUGGGGUACAGCGAGUGCCGGCCCCAAGUCCGGGGGCACAGCGAGUGAUAACCCCAAAUACGGGGGCACAG